AUGAUGUUUGCAGCUUGGCCUUUGGGGCAACCGAUAUCCUUUGCAACGGCGCUGGCGUUGCUGGCCUGCUUUUCUGCUCAGACAGCGCGGAGUGCUGUUGUUUCUUCGGAGGUGACUGGGGCGUCACUGCCAUCGUGCUGGGACGUGUCCAAACCUCAGGGGGGCUUUGGAGACCACCUCCAGCAAAUUCUGCACAACUCGACGCUCAGCAAUCUCACUGUCGAGAAGCUACAGCGUGCAGUGCAGAUCCCCUCGGCAUGGGUGGUGGAUGCAGCGGACUGCUGCACAGCGGUGAAGUCCGACACGGAGACAUACAAGCAGUUCAAACGGUUGCACGAGCAGCUGUCGCGGGACUUUCCUCUGGUUUGGUGUAAGCUAAAGGUGGAAACUGUCAACGAGCUCGGAUUGCUAGUCACCUGGCCGGGCAGCGAUUCUGGUGCCAAACCGGCACUGAUCUCCGCCAAUAUGGACGUGAUUGUGCAGGAUCAGGAUGACUUAAGCACCUCGUCCCAAUUUGAAGGAAAGAUCGAGAAUGAGCAGAAGCAACGCCGUACGAAUAUCCAUGGCCGUGGAGCAUUUGAUAAGAGCCACUUGGUCGGUUUGUUGGAGGCAUUGGAGUACACAUUAGAGACCGAUCCUUCGUUUCAACCAAAGCGGACCAUUGUCCUUGCGCUGGGCUUCGACGAGCAGCUCGGCGGGGAGCUUGGUGCAGCGGAAAUUAGCAAGAAGUUGGAGUCCCAAUACGGCUCAGAUAGUUUCUCUGUGGUUCUUGGCAAGGAUGUCGCAGGUGUGGUGGAGACUUAUGGUGCUUAUCUUGCGCCAAUUGGGGUUGCUACCAAGCAGGAUGUCCGUUUCACCUUCCGGUUCAACUUCAGUGACAUGUACCGUACUUCUCCCUUGAUGCCAACCAAUGAGUUCCGUAUUUUCGGAAACAUCUCCGAUGCCCUAAAUCGGUUCCCCGAGCGGUACGACUUCACCAAGGCGAAUCCUCUGACGAGCUUGUUUCAGUGUGCGGCUAAUGACUUUAAAUACAUGCCGGAGGAACAGAUAAAGGAUUUGUUGGCUGCGUUGGAGGAUCAGGACGCAAAUAAUCGGUUCACUGACUUCCUAAGAAGCCAACCAACUAAUUACGCGGGAUUUGCGUUUACUACUGUGCAGCAAUUCUCCUUUAUUCAUGGGGGAUCUAUACAUGCAGUGCGGCCCGAAUAUCUGCAAUUCGAAAUAAAGGAGUCACUUACGUUGGAUACUUCGGUCGAGCUGCGUACUGAGCUUAUCAAGGCGGCUCUCAAGGAGGUUGGACCCAUGGGCUUGAUUGUGAAUGGAGAGGUCAUAGAUGCAAUUGACUCAGGAAUCACAUGUGAGGUCCUCGUCGAUGCUGACACUAAAGAUGAACCAUCGCCUAACUCAGACGACUUGGAGCUCCUUGCAAGUACAAUCAAGGGUUUAUACGAGGAUAGUAUAUUCCCUGACCUACCUGAUAAACCUUCGAAAUUAAAUGUUGGCACUUCUUUUUCGGCCAUCAAAACCGACUCUAGCCAUUACAAAAAUCUCUCUAAACAUGUCUACUAUUUCCGCCCAGGAUUCUUCCAAGACUUCGUUAUCCCAUCAUUUAAUACAAGAAAAGAGCAUGUUGGUGUUCAGACAUUACUGUACACAGUAGCAUUUUUUUAUCAAUAUGUUCAUUCUCUAUGA
This is a messenger RNA of Eremothecium gossypii ATCC 10895, 1692 nucleotides long. Its product is annotated as AGL326Wp. Gene Ontology annotation, cellular component: fungal-type vacuole lumen. Gene Ontology annotation, molecular function: metallocarboxypeptidase activity. The record is from RefSeq and is marked provisional. Lineage: Eukaryota; Fungi; Ascomycota; Saccharomycetes; Saccharomycetales; Saccharomycetaceae. The transcript has a single exon. Bases 1 to 1692 code for a protein of 563 amino acids.